AGGUCAGCAACUGCAGCCAUUGUGCAAUCAACAAGAACACACAUCACCCGUCACCAUGCCUCUGAUACGACCAACCGUCUUCUCCAGCCGCGCCAUCCAGUCGGCCGUCGCCUCGACCCCUCGAUCCAUCGUCGCGCGCCGAGCUCUUUCCACCACACAACAACUGCGCGGCGGCGCCUCACACGACGACCACUUCGACCCCCCGGGCGGUGUCCUCUUCGGCGUCAAGCCCGGCGAGAAGUACCAAGAGGAGGGCUGGGAGAGAAUCUUCUACUGGGGCUUCUUUGGCAGCAUGGCCUUCGGCAUCAUCGGCUACGCAUACAAGCCCGACACCAGCAUUCAAACAUGGGCUCUUGAGGAGGCCAGGAGAAGACUCGAGGCCGAGGGCAUCCUUGCCGACCCCGAGGACGAGUAAACGCACACAACCCCACCCACCCGCAUCAGGACCAACCCCCUCUUCCAUACCGAAUACGCUGCAAUGCAAGACAUACCACAACAAACCUCUUUCGAAACCAUGAAUUUCCAAAAAAUGGCGGGCCGCUCUCUCUCGACGACGCAGCCGGUCUGUACAUAACAACACACCAGGGGAAUUGCUUGCAACCGAUAGACAUUUUUGACUACUUUUUUUCCCUUUCUGCUGCUGCAACACCAU
Messenger RNA from Aureobasidium pullulans EXF-150, 652 nucleotides. RefSeq lists its product as uncharacterized. Bases 56 to 415 code for a protein of 119 amino acids. The record is from RefSeq and is a predicted model, not a curated record. NCBI's taxonomy places the organism in Eukaryota, Fungi, Ascomycota, Dothideomycetes, Dothideales, Saccotheciaceae. The transcript is spliced from 2 exons.